GUAAAACUAAAAAAAAAAAUAAUAUAAAAAUAACAAGAUACGCUUUUUAAUGUCCAAAACAAUUAUAGUGAUAUCAAAAUAUAUCAAAGACUGGCAUGAUGAGCGAUCUUGAGGAAAUGGACAGUGAGCGAUUGAAUGAGCUGGAAUCAAUUCUUUAUGCGUCCAUACACUACAAUGAUGCAACCAGCGAACAGCAGCAACCACAUACGACACUGGACAUGGACAUGGACGCACAGAGUAUGCCACCACCGCCUCAGCAAAAGGAACAACAAAAACAACAGCACCGCAUUGUCAGCGGCAAGCGUGUGAUCAACAAUGCGGUAGCAAAACCCCGUUACUGGGAAGAAGCCAAAAGUGAAGCUGUAACGCAUAACGAUGCCUCAAAAUCAAAGACAAGCGCGCCUGUUGAAUCUGCCACAUCAGAGGAGCCCCGAUCCACUGCGGAGCAGGAUAAGCCUGUUGCGCCACCCGCUGCUGCUGCUCACGCCUUGCCAAAGAAGGUGAACGGUCCCAAAAAGCCUGCUCCACAGUCGAAACAGCCCAAAGGUCUCAAUCCAGUCCAGCAGCUGCUGCAGCAACAACAACAAAUGCGUCAACCACCAAAGAUGCAGCAGCAGCAGCAGCCGCAGAAGAAACAGCCACAAGUACAAAAACCACCGAAACCGCAUUCAACCUCAAAUACAAAUGCGAAUGAUUACGAUGAACCGGAACGUUUUGAUCAACGCCUGCUGGUGGCCAUACCACCAAAUUGGUCGAAAGUGAAACGUGAGCCAGGUCCGUUUGGCAAGGCCAGUCGCAAGCUGGAGCAGUUCCAGCGUCUGGCAGAGAAGCGACAAAAGUCCAAGCGCGUGCAGACCAACAAGAAACUGAAGCCAAACUCGGAGGGCCAGCCCUUGGAACUUAUCGAUCUCGUGGACAGUGAGAAAUCCUCGGAUGCGGAUGACGUGAUGAUUGUGCCGUUGCCGCCGGUGCCCAUCAUAGACGUGGACGCCAGCGACGACGAGGAGCAGCAGCAGCAGCAGCCGACCACACAGCAUUAUCUGGAGGAGAACGCCAUGGAUGCGGCCGAUGUUAGUCUGGGCGGUGAGUGCGCCACAGAGCAGUUGUCCAUGGCGCCGCAGCUGCACUCGCCCUGCAGCUCGGUGCUGUCCAGCGAUGAUUUUAUUGUGCAAAAUGAUACCCGCCGCCUGCUGGCCGAACGGGCACGUGCCACGGACGAGGAUCUUCUGGUAUUGACGGAAAAUGCCAUCAGAGAGGCUGCCGAGCCGGCCGGCCAAGCGGAGCGGGAGCAGGCGGCAGACACCUCAUCCGAAUACGAAUUCGUGCCGCCAUCCAGGCUCGAAGAGAUCAAGCAAAACUAUCGCGUGGAUGAGCAACAAUUCCGCGCACUUGAUGUCUACGAGAGCGAAUCAGAUCUCACCGAGAGCGGCGUCUACUGCAAGGCCAAGCAGAAGGUUGUGCCCACAAUUAUACGCAACGUCGACUCCGAGUCGGAUACAACGGACGUGGAGCAGGUCGUGGAGGUCACUGUGAACAAAACGAAGCGUCUGCGCAAGCGACGCGCCUCGAGCACCAACCAAAGCCAAUCUGAUCCGAACAAUGAGUGCGAUAAGGAUGACGACGACACGGACAGCGAUGAUGCUGGUGUCCAGGCAACGGGCGUGCCGGGCAUAGCCCGUGGCAUGGCUGUGGAGCGCUGCAAGCGUAAGAUUCGACGAAUCAGUCAAAGGCGCAGCUCAGAUAGUGCCGUUCCAGCGGAUGCUAAGAGAGCGCCCGUGCAGGAGGAAGCCAGCUCGGAGUCCGGGGCUGAAGAAUCUCUGCCCACGGCACGACAAAUUGCCGAGCGACUGCUGCAGCAGGAGCAGGAAAAGGAGCACCCGCCGGAACAGCAACAGCAGCAGUCGCUAGAGACUCAGCCGCAGCUGGCUUGUGAGAGCGAUGAGGCAAUGGACAGCAUUGGCUCCGACGCGAACACUGAGGAUGAGGCUGAGAUGAAUGAUGCCAUGACGGAGCGCAUAAGCGCAGUCUUCAAGCGCAUUGACAAGAAUACAAGACGCGCCAAAGCCAAGCAGAGUUCUCCGGAUAACAGACAGCAGCAGGUGGUCAGCACCACGGAUCCGGAACAAGAGACAGAGCUGGACUUGCAAGCGGCGGAUGCUGAAGCUGAAGUGAAUAGCAUGGAUCUGCAGCCAGAGACAGAACCAGAACCAGAACUAGCUUUGGUGCAAGUGGAGCACAACAUGGCGGGGCUCAAGGAAAAGCUGCGCGGCGGAGACUUGGUUGGUUGGAAUGAUGAAAUGUGUCGCUUCUACAAUGACAGCUGGCAUGGCGAGAAUAUUAGCUUACAUAAGAUACUAAAAGCCAUGUCAGGACAACGCAGCGAUUGGCGCAUAGUAAAUGCAGAUCGUUUUCCUGUGAUGCGCAAACGCUCGAAUCUGAAGUGCACCAACUGCUUUGAAAUGGGCCACAUGCGCUCGAAGUGCCCGCGUCCACGCAAGCCCGUCGUUUGCUACACCUGCGGCAUGACAGGUCACGCCGAACCGCGCUGCCCGAACGCCAUCUGCCUGGGGUGCGGCGCCAAACAGUCAAUGUAUGUGCAGAAGUGCAACAAAUGCUCGUUUCACAGUCGCAUGGUCUGCCAGUUGUGCAAGAUGCGUGGCCACAGCACCGACAUGUGUCCCGACAAGUGGCGUCGCUAUCACUCCACCACCCGCACCAAUGCACAUUUGGAGAGCAAUGUGCAGUAUCGUGUCAAGCACUGCAGCUAUUGCUCGUCGCGCGGUCAUCUGUUUGAGGAGUGUCGUCAUCGCAUUGGAGAGUAUCGCAAUACGAACUACACCAGUCGCAUUAUAUCGCAUCAGAAGGUCUACAAGGAUCGCAGUGGACCUAUUAGCUAUCUGACAGAUCUGCGCUCCUUCUUUGACAUCGAUACGCCUUUUCAUUUCAAUUGGAGCUCGGAGUUUUCAAGGAACAGCUGCUAUGCGCGUUUUCUCAAAGCAGUUGGCUUGGCUCGACCCGUAGACAAGCGCAAGAAGUUCGCUCCAACGAUGCACCUGAAAGUCUACACGAAUGACUAUGUGCCCAAUCCACAGGCAAGAGCCGCGCGUGGCACAGCACCAGCUACUUCGACUGUGACAAUCGAGGAGCCGCCAGCGGAGCCUGCUGAAGAGCCAGCAGCUGCUACAGUUGCAGAACCCGUGCAGAUACAGCAGGAGGAGAUUAGCAGCAAUUAUCAGAGCAAGCCCAAAGCAGCUAAAGCGGCCAACAGACCCAGCAGCAAGUUGAGCACAGCAGCUAGCAGAUCCACAGUUACACCACACGACUUGGACUCUGAUUCGAAUUACAGCUUCUCGGAGCACUUUGAAGUGCCAAGCUCGACGACAACAUCAAAUGAAGCUGAGCACGUGCAGGCGCAGACGAAAACUGGACCCCUGGAAAAUCUGCCCGAUAUUAUACCUCUCAGCUCGGCUGGCGAUGGAGAUGGGGAUGGAGAUGAGGCUGGGGAUGGGGAUGGCGGCGACAUAAGCAACAGCAGCCAAGGCAUUUCCAUGUGCGUAAAUAGCAAGGCGCCAUCGUCAUCAGCAACAUCCGCGACCAACGAAUCGGAGGGCUUGCCAGAUCUGCCGUCGGAGGCUAAGAUUCUGAUGGCACGCGAUCAAACCGAAUAUCUGUUCAGUCCAGAGGGUCGCGAGUUCCUAACGGCUUCGGCCAAACAGUGUAAUGUGAAUGUGCGCAUGGAUUUCAAGGAAUACGGCUACGUGUUGGUCAUUUACGGUUUGAAAAAGAACCAGGAGGAUUUGCAGCUGAUGCUGUUGCGUCGCAAUCAGGAUGUCAAGCGCAAGAGCAGCGAAUUCCAAAGCCAAAAACCGCCCAAGCGCAUCGAUGUGCUCAUACGCUUCAUGCGCGAUGGCAUCAAUAGCUUAACGGGCGAUCUUGGCAAUGCCAAAAGCCAUUAUUUUCGCAUCAAGGAGUUGGAGCAAAUGAAUACCAAAAACGGCUACAAACUGGCCGAACGCAAGCGGCGUCUGCUCAACAUGAUAUUAUUCGGACAGGCGGGUCUCUGCAAUGGCAACAUGCAUCUCGAUCAGUUGCUGAUCAUACUCAAGCGUCUGCUGGAGGAGCAUGCUGCCGAUGACAAUGCCUCGCCCGCGCUGCGCAAUGAAAUCGAGGAGCACUGGCGCAUCAUUUUCAGUCCCUUUCCGCAUCCCAACUAUGAAGCGCUGCUGCAGAGCUACGGCAAGCUGGAUGUCAAGAAUCGCAUGUCUACGCUCAAUAUAGAGCCGGCGCUGCUGGGUCAGCAAAUCGCCUACAAGCCGCCGCCGGCUGGGCAGAAGCGCACAGAACGCAUGACGUCGCCGCCGCCGCCUGCAUGGGCACAUGACGCUAACAAGAAUCGUUCGCCCAAGCAACGUGCUUUGCUGCAAGCCAAAUGGUCGGAUCAGUCGCAGCAACCGCCGCCGCCGCCAGUUUGGAAACAUGAUGAGCGAGCACAGGUCACGUCCGCCGGACAACAGCAACAGCAGCAGCAGCAACCACACAACAAUCGCACACCAAAGCCACGCACACAACCGCAGGCCAAGUUCGCUGGACAGCAGAAACGGCCGCUGCCGCCCAUUUGGCAGCACGGGGAUCAACACAACAACAGCAACAACAACAAUCACAACAACAACAACCACAACAGACAAAGGCCGGGUAAGCAGCAGCGCUUACAGCCAUAUGCCAGAUUGCCAGGUCCAGUCCAGCAGCAGCAGCAGCAGCACCAACAGCAGCUGCCCUGCAACAAUAUGCAGCAACGUGCACCCGCCAAGUUGCAGCUGCAACUGCAACGCAAUCGUCCGCUGCAGUCGGAAUGCUUUCGUUUGCUGGCUGGCAUGGAGCGUGGGGAUGCGCGCAUCAAUACGGAUGCCUCGAAGCCGUCCAUGUUUUGGUCGCGUGAAUCGCUCAAAUAUCUGGACGAACUGUUCAAGCUGACGGCCAAUGGGGAGACCUUGGAGCGACUGCAGCGCGUGCUGGAGCGUUCGCGACGCGGUCAGCUGUCGCAUAAUGACUACCGCGCUGUGAUACGGCUGCACUCGCUAAUGGAGCCCAAUUACAAUUAAUUAGUUUAGUUUAAGAGAUGAGCUUAACAAAUGGAUUCAAUCGCAUGGGUAUGUCAAGGAUAUUACCCAAAUACCGAAUAAAAGAACUUUGGACUUUCAGUUUAACUAAUGUAAUAAUGCACUUAAAGUUUAUUUAUUCUUUGGUUGUGAAACAUAAAUUAUGCUAAGAUUAUUAAUACAAAUAGUUAAUACAGCAUCAUGUUGGCAGUUUCCA
Molecule: messenger RNA, 5313 nt
Organism: Drosophila novamexicana
Lineage: Eukaryota; Metazoa; Arthropoda; Insecta; Diptera; Drosophilidae
Gene: Zcchc7
Exons: 6
Coding region: 96-5099 (1667 amino acids)
Molecular function (GO): zinc ion binding; nucleic acid binding
Source: RefSeq, a predicted model, not a curated record